This is a messenger RNA of Trypanosoma theileri, 303 nucleotides long. RefSeq lists its product as uncharacterized. The coding region runs from base 1 to 303 and encodes 100 amino acids. NCBI's taxonomy places the organism in Eukaryota, Euglenozoa, Kinetoplastea, Trypanosomatida, Trypanosomatidae. The transcript has a single exon. The record is from RefSeq and is a predicted model, not a curated record.
AUGGUUUUCCCACGAAGAACCCUGCAUUCAACAAGAGCAAUAAAAAAGCCGUUUAUUCCCCACCACCAGGCCUUCUUCCAAAGGUGGGUUGGGAUAAAAUCCUACACAACCCACAACAGCAGAAACGGCAGCACCUCGUUGAAAAAAAAGGCUUUGGCGCCACUGCACGUUGAUCACUUUAAACUGGCACAAGCGUUACGCACUUUUCUCUGGCAUGUGGAAGAUUCGUGGUUUCACAACAAAGCCAAACAGAGUAGCAACCGGCAACUCACCACCUCCUUUAAGGGCAGGAGGGCUUUAUAA